GGCUGAGGAUCAUGCGCUUUGUCUAGUGGCCGCCUCCUUGUCCCUCCCUCCAGGCUGACUGCUGGGGGCUGACAGAGCGCUUCUUAGUGUUUGCACCGAGCAGUGCAGUAGCACGUUUAGCUCUGUUAGCAUGGACACACGCUUUUAAAUGUAUAAAUAUUAUAUGCACGAGAUAAAAAGAAACAACUCCUAUCUAUAUGCAUAGGUACACACAGCCACACACGCUGCAUUGGGACACAUUCAACAUUUCCACAGGAGGAUGGCGGCUGUGAGCAGCAGCAGCAACAGCAACCCCAGCUCGGCAUUACAUUCCAGCAGCAGCACUGAGCCCAGCACCAGGAAACGGAUAGACCCGAGGAGGAGGCAGGCGGCACUCAGCUUUCUCACCAACAUCUCUCUGGACGGACGCCUCACUCAGGAUGAGGCUGAGGAGCAGGAGGAUGCGGCCGGGGCGAGUGGGCUCACCAGCAGCAGCAGCGCCGGCGGGGGCGGCACAGCGCCGCUGCCUCUCCGGGCUCCGGGCGGUGCGGCUGCUGGAGCUCCAGCGCUCGCUGCCUCCGCCUCCCCGCUGCCUCCUCCCGAUGAGAACGCGGCGCUGCUCCCUGCCGAGCCCAGGCUCCAGCCGAGCGGAGCCUCUGCAUCGCCUCUCCCCGCCCCGUGUGCUCCUGCAGGCGGCGGUAGCAGCAGGGCAAGGAUCAACUCCUUCACUCAGGGAAUACUGCCUGCUGCCUUCUUAAGGCAGGCAUCAGUCCCCAACUACUACCUGGAGCAGGGACAGAUGGGCAGCAGCACUUUUGAUUUGCAAAGAUCCAGGCGGCGGUUGAUUUCCCAACGUUCUUCGUUAGAAACUCUGGAAGAUAUCGAGGAGAAUGCUCCAUUACGGAGAUGUCGGACUCUAUCGGGUUCACCCAGACCAAAGAGCUUUAAGAAAAUUCACUUUAUCAAAAAUAUGCGACAACAUGACACCAGGAACGGCAGGAUAGUGCUAAUCAGUGGCAAGAGAUCCUUCUGCUCAGUGUUUUCAGUAAUGCCAUAUCGAGACAACAGUCAGACAGGGGAUCUGAAAGCUGAGGGCGGGAGGCAGAGGCAUUCUUCAGGUGGCAUUGGUGUCAAAGAGAUGGUGAUUGGUCUUGAAGGAGUGGAACUUGGUGCUGAUGGCAAGACUGUUUCGUACACUCAGUUUCUUUAUCCAACCAAUGUCCUGGGUGGCAGGAGGAAUACAAUAGAUUCUACAGCUUCAUUAUCCCAGUUUCGGAACAGCAGCCAUCGCAGUCUUCCCCUUGGAAGGGCAAACAGUACCCAAGGAAACAUUGACACUGGCAAUGAAGUAUUGGAGUUUGCGGAAUAUGAUCCAAACCUGCUGGAUGACCCACAGUGGCCAUGUGGAAAACAUAAAAGAGUUCUGAUCUUCCCUUCCUAUAUGACCACAGUAAUUGAAUAUGUCAAGCCAUCCGAUCUGAAAAAGGACAUGAAUGAAACCUUCAGAGAAAAGUUUCCCCAUAUUAAGUUGACCCUCAGUAAGAUAAGAAGUCUGAAACGUGAAAUGCGGAAGCUGGCUCAGGAGGAAUGUGGCCUGGAAGAGCCCACUGUAGCCAUGUCCUUUGUCUAUUUUGAGAAGCUGGCCCUCAAAGGCAAACUGAAUAAACAAAACCGAAAACUCUGCGCCGGUGCCUGCGUUUUGCUCGCUGCCAAAGUAGGCAGUGACCUCCGAAAGCAUGAAGUCAAGCAUCUGAUAGAUAAACUGGAAGAAAAAUUCAGACUUAACAGACGGGAACUGAUAGCAUUUGAGUUUCCAGUGUUAGUGGCCUUGGAAUUUGCUCUUCAUCUUUCUGAAAGCGAGGUACUGCCACACUACAGAAGACUUACCCAGCACUCUUAGCCCAGGCUGUAUAGUAGCUGACGAAGGCCAGGUUCUUGUGGUAAGUAUGUGUACUUCGCUCUCCGAUGGAUCAUCAAGUGCUGCUGCAAGUAAGCUAACUACGAAGAACUUCCAAGAUUGGAAUAGCUUUCUGUAACAUAUGCGUGUACUGAUAAGCCAGUGCAUAAAACAAACAGAUCUAUUUUUAUAUAUCCGCUGAUGGAAAUGCACUUUUGUGGCCCGAAGAUGUAGCGUUGAGGUUUUUCUCAGUCUGUAUUUCUGAACACGGUGUCUAUUUAUUUGGCAUCGACUAUCAAUACUGAACAACAGUUCAAUUGUGUUUUAAUAUAAAGCUGACAAAUUUUGAAGAACAGUUUUGGUUUGUUCUGCCAUUAUAUACUGAAGUAUCAUAUGAGCUGUUUCGUAAGGAAUUUACUUCUGAACACUGAACUUUUUCCAGUAUUACCAAACAGAGUAAAGUUUAAAAAAAAAAUUUGUUAACUUUGUACAUUUGUGUAUGAAGCCAUUUCUUGACCUUGUCCAUAUUACAAUUUUACAAGUGUUUCUGUUGUGGAGCACUACUGAACAAUGAAGAUGAGUAAAACUGCACUCUUUAGUUUCAUUAGCAUGCUCUAUGUUAGAGUUUAUUCUGAGCACAUUUAUUGUGCUUUGUUGGGGUUUUAAUCUUCAAAAAAAACUUUUUGUUGAACCAUUGAUGUAAAACUGGUGUAAAAAUCUGUUGGAUUUUUUUCUCUUCCUUAUCUGGCAUUACUUUUCCAAUGUUUAAUUAUCUUUUGAUAAUGCUUGAAUGGUGAGAUAUUUGAAUGAUGAGCUUUUGCACUGUUAGCUAAUGAAAACAAGCCAUAUUUAUCGGAACAAACAAGCACAAAUUUAGGCCAGUAUCUGUUAUUCUGUUCUAUGAUUUCUGAUGGUGUUUUACAGCAAAGACAUGUAUUGUUCUGUAAAUUACAAAUUGUUUUAGCAAAGUACAGACCUACCAAAACAGAAAUGCUGAAUGUACAAACAUGAUUAAACCAAUUUUCCUGAUGGUAAUUCAGAUUUCUAGUUUUCAAACAAAUUCUAUUUAAAAGUGAAUUUCUUCACAUGCAUUUUUCAUGUUAAUAUACUGUACACCUU
This is a messenger RNA of Hemiscyllium ocellatum (epaulette shark), 2995 nucleotides long. Its product is annotated as CDK5 and ABL1 enzyme substrate 1-like. The transcript is spliced from 10 exons. Gene Ontology annotation, cellular component: cytosol. Gene Ontology annotation, biological process: nervous system development; regulation of cell cycle. The record is from RefSeq and is a predicted model, not a curated record. Lineage: Eukaryota; Metazoa; Chordata; Chondrichthyes; Orectolobiformes; Hemiscylliidae. The coding region runs from base 260 to 1879 and encodes 539 amino acids.